Messenger RNA from Brassica napus (rape), 1934 nucleotides. Its product is annotated as probable protein S-acyltransferase 22. The record is from RefSeq and is a predicted model, not a curated record. Gene Ontology annotation, molecular function: protein-cysteine S-palmitoyltransferase activity. Gene Ontology annotation, biological process: peptidyl-L-cysteine S-palmitoylation; protein targeting to membrane. The transcript has 7 exons. Gene Ontology annotation, cellular component: Golgi apparatus; endoplasmic reticulum. NCBI's taxonomy places the organism in Eukaryota, Viridiplantae, Streptophyta, Magnoliopsida, Brassicales, Brassicaceae. The coding region runs from base 199 to 1611 and encodes 470 amino acids.
GAUAACGGUGUGUUGGACUGUAUAUAUGGUGUGCGGCUUCAGAUCCUGCAGACCCUGGAGUUUUCAGGUCAAAGAAGUACCUUAAAAUACCUGAAAACGAGAAAUUUCCUCAAUCAAAGGGCACAAAAGAUAGUUGUGGUGGAUCAGCUAUAGGUGGUGCUAAGUCUCAUGACAGCACAUGUGUAAAGGAUCAAGAAAAUGGAACUAACAAGAAACAUGAGUCAUCGCAAAGAUCUUGUCUCCUGGUGUGCUUUGCUCUCCUUGUGCAUUGAUUUGUGGUUGUUGCAGCGGAAGAGGAAAUCUUCUGAGCAGCAGAUGAGUGAGGAUGGGAUGUUCUAUUGCAGUCUGUGCGAAGUUGAGGUCUUCAAAUUCAGCAAGCAUUGCAGAGUUUGUGACAAAUGUGUUGACCGUUUUGAUCAUCACUGCAGGUGGCUAAACAAUUGCAUUGGCAAGCAGAAUUACAGAAAGUUCUUCAGCCUCAUGGUAUCAGCUAUUUUCUUGCUCACUAUGCAAUGGUCAACUGGGAUAUUUGUGCUGGUACUAUGUCUACUCCGAAGGAACCAGUUCAACACAGACAUUGCCUUAAAGCUGGGAAGCAGCUUCUCGCUAGUUCCAUUUGUUAUAGUCGUUGCUGUUUGCACUCUAUUGGCAAUGCUGGCAACGCUACCUGUUGCUCAGCUUUUCUUCUUCCACAUUCUUCUCAUCAAAAAGGGAAUCAGUACAUACGACUACAUAGUUGCACUUAGGGAACAAGAGCAAGAGCUAGAAGAAGGUGGUGGAGGUCAACAAAGCCCUCAAAUGUCAAUGAUCAGCUCAUUCACUGGUCUAAGUAGUGCAAGCUCCUUCAAUACAUUUCACCGUGGAGCUUGGUGCACCCCACCGCGUCUGUUUGUUGAGGAUCAGUUUGAUGUAGUUCCUCCAGAGAAUGCUUCUGUAAGUUCAUAUGGAAAGAAGACAGUGGUUGAGAAACGCGUCAAGAAGAAGACGCAACCUGUGAAGAUCAGUCCAUGGACUCUAGCGCGUCUCAAUGCAGAAGAAGUCUCAAAGGCAGCAGCAGAGGCAAGGAAGAGAUCCAAAAUUAUCCAGCCUGUGGAGAGGAGGGAAGCAAGCAGCAGCGACCGUAGAAUGUUCCCGGCAAAAUUUGAAGCUGCUAAUAGUAACGGGAAGCAGCAGAGAAGGCAAUCUAAGCAGCGCAUAAGGUUACCAGCAGAAUUGCCUCUGAUGAAUGUUCAGACAAGAGUUGCCUCUAUGGAGACAUCAACUAGCUCAGGGCUAGGUCCUCUUCAGCUAGAAGCAAGAAGCGCGUUUCAGACGAGCCGAGCAAUGUCAGGGUCAGGUGGUGUUAUGGGGACAUCUUCUUCACCAGAGAGCAGCUUAGACUCGCAUGACAUUCACCCUUUUAGAGUGUCGUCUGAAGCAGAAGGGUCGGUGCAGCUCAGUGGAUUUUCUUCAGCUGUUGGUCUAAUGGGUCAGAAUAGAGGGCAGCAACAACAGCAAUCCAUGAUGAUGAUGAUGAUGCCAUUGUCAAGGUCUACAAGUGGUGGAUACGAUGCCUCUGGUGGAGAAGACAGUGAUCAGGUUCCUUCUAGAAACAUCCACAAAUCAAGAUAAGAAGUAUAAUAAUCAUCACUCCUUGAGGCAUUCUUUGAUAAAUGGCUGGUCACAUUCAAAUGGAUCGAUCAAGAAAAGUCAACGUUCUCAGACUGUUUGCAAGGAGCUCUUAAGGGAAGCGGGGAAGAGUAUUGUGUAUUCUUGAGAUUUGUAUUGUUUAAGGUGACGAGCAGGUUGAACAGGAUUAACCAGAACUUUCUUUACUUGUUUUUGUUAGGAACAAAUCUUCUUUUUCUUUCUGAAAAAGAUGUCAAAGUUUGCACAGUUCAUAUGUUGUAUCUCCUUGCAUUGUUGUGUUUUUGAAGGAUUCGGACUCAACCUUA